UGGCGACAUUUCACGCCGCAGACCCGGAAGUGACGCAGGCCGGACUGGCGGUGUGUAUCUGCGGGAUGUAAAUAAAGCGCAUGAAUCUUAGAUUUAUCAAAAAUCUGAACUCCUAAAAACAUCUGCGUGUCGCUCACGAGGUGAUGAUGAUGGAGGAGGAGGAGUGUGUGGGAGGAGAAGGAGAAGCCACUGUCCUGCAGGUCCACCUGCCCUGCGAUCCCCCUGUGUCCUGCACUGCGGCGGCGGUGGGAACCGAUCUGUCCAUGUCUGACAUCUCGCGCCUCCACGCUGAAGUGUGUGAGCUCAGGAGAACGGUCAGUCAGCUCGAGGAGAGGCUCAGUCAGGCGCUGGAACUGUCCAGCCAGCAGGUGUGUGGAUCUCCACCAGCACUGUGCUCCGUGUGUAAAGCUGACCUGAACCCAUCACGGGGAUCUGACCACAUGCUGCAGGACGACGCUGUGGACGGUGUGUGUGCUGCCGCUGAAUGGCCUGAUGAUGCUCCACAGGAGAGUGAAUUGAAGUGUGAGGAGGAUGAACCCAGCACUUCCGUCGGUUCACACGGCAGUCAGAACCCGGGAGAGACGUGUUCCUCACCACACACUCCUCUGAAAACCUUCAGUGCCGAAGAACAGCACGCAGAACACACUCCUCUCAUGAUGUGUUCGGUGACUCUGGUGGACUGCAGGACCAUGGUGGAGCUGAACGGAAACAUCACGCAAGAGGAGGAACUGGAUGAUGGGAGUGUUCAUGCUGAGGAACCCGAGGAACCUGAGGAGCCUGAGGAAGGCAGCGAUGAGUUUUGUCCUUCAACUCCUUUAGGAGGCCACAGUGAGUCCUGCGACGAAGAAAGCAGAUCGUCUGUGAAGCCGGAUCAGAGGAAGAAAAAGAAGAAGAGCGGAGUGAAGACCAUCUCUCCCUGCAGCAUCUGUGGUCAGGAGCUGAUGUCUGCUGCGUUUUUGACGAGACACAUGAAGAUGCACGAGAAUCGCAUGAAGCAGAAGACGCUGCGUCCUCACGUGUGCACGGUGUGUGAAAAGGGAUACCCCACGCUCUCGGCCCUCAACGUCCACAUGAAGUCCCACAGUGUGGACAAACCUUUCCGCUGCGACCUGUGUGGAAACUGCUUCAAGACCAAAGGGAACCUGAAGUGUCACCAGAGCAUCCAUACGGGGCAGAGGCCCUUCCAGUGCGCUUACUGCCAGAUGUCUUUCUACCACAAAACACACCUGAAGAAGCACGAGCGCGUCCACACCAACGAGAAACCCUACGUUUGCUCCGUCUGUGAGAAGGGCUUCAUCACCGUCAGCGCUCUGAAGCAGCACCAGAGGGUCCACACGGGGGAGAAGCCCUACUCCUGCUCCUACUGCGACAUGACGUUCGGACAGAAGGUGAACCGCGACCGGCACGAGCGGACGCACACGGGGGAGAAGCCUUUCCUGUGUGACCACUGUGGGAAGGGCUUUUCGGACCCCAGGCACUUCUACACGCACAAGCGGAUCCACGUGGGCGAGAAGCGCGAGAGGCCAUUCCAGUGCUCCUUCUGCGGAAACAGCUUCUUCUACCGCAUCAACCUGAAGCAGCACGAGCGUGUUCACACUAAAGAGAGACCCUACAGCUGCACCCAGUGCUCCAAGACCUUCGCUCGGCCCGACGUGCUCAAGACCCACCUGCGCGUCCACACCGGAGAGAAACCCUACCACUGCAGCAUCUGUGACCAGGGCUUCACCUAUCUGGGCAGCUUCAGGGCUCAUCAGAAGAAUCACACCAAGGAGGACGUCAAGCAGAACCCCUAGCAUACGCCCCGAAUCCUGCCUUCUACUCGUUCUGCGUGUGUGUGUGUGUGUGUGUGUGUGUGUGUGUGUGUGAUGCUGAAGGACUGACAGUGAAAACGGAUCGUCCAGUUUAUUUAUUUUUGGUGGUGAGACUGACACACCUACAGCGUCCGGAUACUUAUGGACCAUCAGACAGGGUAGUCACCACGCCGGCCACUGCCUGUCCUGAACACACUCACUUCAUGUCCUCUUCCUGCAGAAAGAGAGACAACACCCCCCCCACACACACACACACAUAUUGGGUGUAUAAUGUCAUGGAUGAUCAGAAGAAAGCUGAAGGUCUUCAACCUGCACUGAAGAUCUGAGAUAUACUGAGAAAAAGAAAUGAAGAGGAGUGAAAGGAUGUAAGGAGGAAGAGGAGUGAAGAUUAGAUUACAGGACAUUUUCUACACCUUCAUCAUGUGAAAUCUCAAUCAUCAGACCUACAGAUUUAACGCAACACUGCACUGAUCACACCGCAGGAACCACGAGAGGAACAUCACUGACCCCAGACACAGAUCUCACAUCCUUUACCUUCUUCACCUCUAAAGGCAAUUUCUAUUUCCUCCAUCUCUCUCUCUCUCUCUCUCUCUCUCUCAUCCACAGGUUUUGAGAGUAGAUGAAUAGAUGAUGGAAUAAAUUUCUUUUGAACAUC
Hemibagrus wyckioides is the source of this 2466-nucleotide messenger RNA. Its product is annotated as zinc finger protein 250-like. Bases 144 to 1793 code for a protein of 549 amino acids. The transcript is spliced from 4 exons. The record is from RefSeq and is a predicted model, not a curated record. Lineage: Eukaryota; Metazoa; Chordata; Actinopteri; Siluriformes; Bagridae. Gene Ontology annotation, cellular component: nucleus.